Molecule: messenger RNA, 1548 nt
Organism: Lentinula edodes (shiitake mushroom)
Lineage: Eukaryota; Fungi; Basidiomycota; Agaricomycetes; Agaricales; Omphalotaceae
Product: laccase lcc5
Exons: 21
Coding region: 1-1548 (515 amino acids)
Molecular function (GO): oxidoreductase activity; copper ion binding
Source: RefSeq, a predicted model, not a curated record
AUGGGCUUUCAAUCUUUUACCUCCCUCCUUUCACUGGUCGCACUUGUUCCGUCAGCUUUUGCUGUCCUGGAAACAACUGGUGACCUCGUCAUUUCUAACGCUGCAGUCAGCCCCGAUGGUUUCAGCCGUACCGCUGUCCUUGCUGGCGGUGGGGUCGUAGGUGAACUUGUCACAGGAAACAAGGGCGAUAACUUCCAAAUCAAUGUUGUGAACGAGUUGACGGACGAUACCAUGUUGCGAUCUACAACCGUCCAUUGGCACGGCAUUUUCCAAGAGGGAACCAAUUGGGCUGAUGGACCUGCAUUCAUCAAUCAGUGUCCCAUAGCAGCAAACAACUCCUUCUUAUACGACUUCACCGUUUCUGAUCAAGCAGGGACAUUUUGGUAUCACAGUCAUCUUUCGACGCAAUACUGCGAUGGUCUUAGAGGUGCUCUAGUUAUCUAUGAUCCUGAUGAUCCUUAUGCCGAUUUAUACGAUGUUGACGAUGAUACCACCGUCCUCAGUCUCAUGGAUUGGUACCACGAAAAGGCUGAAACUCUUACCUUCCCCUUUCCGGAUGCUACCUUAAUCAACGGUCUUGGACGGUAUUCUGGAGGUAAUGCGACGGACCUGUCGGUCAUCACGGUGACUUCUGGAACUCGAUACCGUUUUCGUUUGGUCAAUUUGGCUUGUGAUCCUAACUUCGUGUUCAGCAUCGAUAAUCAUACGAUGACCGUUAUCGAAGCAGAUGGUGUCAACCACGAGCAAUUAGUCGUCGAUUCCAUUCAAAUUUUUGCUGGCCAGAGAUACUCAUUUAUUCUUGAAGCGAAUCAAUCUGUGGAUAACUAUUGGAUUCGGGCUGACCCCUCCACCGGCACUUCUGGAUAUGCAGGAGGAAUCAAUUCUGCCAUUCUGCGAUACAGUGGGGCCGCCGACAGCGAGCCCGGUACCCCAGAGGUUACAAGUGUCCUCGCCCUGAACGAAACCCAGCUUGUGCCUUUAGAGAACCCUGGCGCUCCAGGAGAACCUGAAGUAGGAGGCGUCGAUUAUGCUUUAAAUCUGGCUAUGGCAUUUACCGGAACGGCUUUCACUAUCAAUGGCUAUAGCUUUACUUCACCGACGGUACCCGUCUUGCUUCAAAUCCUCAGCGGUGCGGAAACGGCCGAUUCGCUUUUGCCUACGGGGUCUGUUUACUCCUUGCCCACCAAUUCAACCAUCGAGAUUUCUAUUCCUUCUGGAGGACUUGCCGGUUUCCCUCACCCCUUCCAUCUUCACGGUCAUACCUUCGACGUCGUGCGCAGUGCUGGUAGUACGACCUAUAACUACGCUAACCCAGCCCGUCGAGAUGUCGUCAGCACUGGAGCCGCCGGGGAUAAUGUAACAAUCCGUUUCACCACAGAUAACGCGGGUCCUUGGUUCCUUCACUGCCACAUUGACUGGCAUUUGGAGGCCGGUCUUGCCAUUGUCUUUGCUGAAGAUGUUGCCGAUUGGAACACUACCCAGACUCCCUCCACUGCUUGGGAUGAUCUGUGCCCCAUCUACGACGCUCUUUCUGCUGACCAACUUUGA